Messenger RNA from Porites evermanni, 21875 nucleotides. NCBI's taxonomy places the organism in Eukaryota, Metazoa, Cnidaria, Anthozoa, Scleractinia, Poritidae. The record is from the annotation of a GenBank genome assembly.
AUGGCGACUGAAGAUGUCAACGAGGGAGGCAGCUAUGAUGUCGUUUCCCGCACGUUUCCAAAAGAGAUAUGCUAUAUUGACGCGCAGAUUAAUAGCCUGUUUGAUGUUCAUCUUCAUCCUGGAUUGAUUUCCAUAAAUCUGCAUUGUAAUAACAUCUCAGAAAUAGAAAACCUCGAUGGACUUAAGAACCUUAAACAUUUGGAUCUGUCAUCCAAUCACAUUAAAAGAAUACAAGGACUUAAUGGUUUGAAGAGCUUGGUAACGCUCAACUUAUCCUGCAAUGAGUUGCUGAUUGUAGAAGGUCUCGAAAAUUUAAGGUACUGAUCAGUCUGUCUAAGUUGGUGCACUGGAACUCUGCUUUAUGGACACCCAUAUGUAAUGAACAGUUUCUUUUGUCCUGACGGAAACAAGCUCAUAUAUUUUUCUCUAAAAUGAACCUACUUAAAACGGAUACCUGGUUAAUAGAGACACUAUGGCAUGUCCUCUUGGUGUCCAUAUUAAAUGGGUUUCACUGUACGUGUAUGCUAGGUUUCGGGAAGAUUUUUUGUUAGGUUUCAGGGAAAGGUUUUUGUAGGAGGCAGCGCGGCCUAGUGGGUGGAAAGUUGGACUCCCUAGCUCAAGUCCCACCCUGACUGCUAUUUGAUUUUGUUUACGGCAGUCUUGAGUUGUACGCUGUAAAGCCAAGGUAACAUCCAUGCACAUCAGGCUGCACGAGUUGAAACAAAUCCAGCACAAGAACAAUCCAAGAGACAGGGAAAUAAAAAUGCAGUGCAUCUGUAUCUCCAUUGACCUCCCAUGGGGAUGUCCUGUAAUCUAAGACUAAAAGUCAUGGCUCAAAGUUAAACAUACCUAUGUAACUAUAACAGCAUGGCUUACUGCGCUUUUCACAAACAUGCGAACUCUAAAGUUCAAAAGCUGCCUUCUCAAUUGCGUUUUUUGCUGCCGUCAAUCAUAAUUAUGAUCACAAGCAACAAACCUUGAAACAUAGAAACACACAAAACGGAUCGAAAUCCAACAAUAAUAUUAUUACAGAUCACAAACCAUGACCUUUUGAACCAUUUAAGUAAAGUUUUGUUUCCUAAGAGGUCCGCGAAGAUGAUUGAGGGCAGCGAAAAAUGCAAGCGUCAGUUGGCCUUUGAACUUCCGGGUUCACAUGUUUCUAAAAAGUGCAGUAAACCAAAGUUUUAGGUAUGUUUUCCAAAUUGAUGCGAAAAGACUUGACUUUUUUUUACUUUGUUGUAUCUUUCAGGAAUCUAACCAAGGUGGAUCUGUCCUACAAUGCAAUUAAUAAUCUCUCAGGUUUGACAAAGCUCCAUGGGCCUGGGUUUAGUUUGCAAACCCUUUAUCUCCAAGGAAACCAGCUCAGCUCUCUAGAUCAUGUAAUCAGCUCGCUAAUUGGUUGUAAAAUGCUUAAAGAACUGGCAUUGUCACAGUAUGGAGAAGCUAACCCUGUCUGUGAGAUACCAGGUUACAGAUCAAGCAUACUCAGAGCUUUGAAAGCACUCGAAGUAUUAGAUGGACUUGAUCAGAGUGGGAAUCAAGUAGUAGUGAGAGAUAAUCUGUGGCGUAUUCCAGGUACAAUUUCUGACAACCUCCUCAAAUAAUGAUCUUUCGGUAUUCCUGUCAUCCUUGUGAAACAUGGCACAAAUAAACAGACUGAUAGAAAGGAUGUGUUGAAUAUGGUCAGACUAAACUGAUUUUUGAACCAUUGCUAGAUUCUCUUAUCGGUACACAGGGAGUCUUUAAGUUUAUAAGAAUAAGUACCUGAAUCUUAAUUCCAAGCAGAAAUUUACAAAAAGUGCUGUGACACUGACCUCACAGAAAUCUAACUUUUAAAAAAGAAUGUCCAUGUCCAAAUCCCUGGCACUUGUUUAGAUCCCUAACUCUUACUUAGAUGUCUGUUUUAGUAUGGUCUCCCUUAGGGUCAGUUUGAGCUUGAGCCACACCCUUAUUCAUCUCCCCUAGGGAUGCUCAGUGAAAAAUUAAAAUUAUUUUAAUUUUAUGCUGAGCGUCCCUGUCACUUCUAUAUAGGAGGUCCCCCCACCCCCAGGGGCAUGAUAGUCACCUACUUACUAAUCGAGCAGUUAUUGGAAUAGAUAACAGAGAAAAGUCUUAACAUCAAUCAACUUAGACGGAGGACACUGCAACAUGAAUCUUUUCUAUGUGAAUUUUUAUCUGUUAUUUGCAUCACUAAUAUAUUUGAGUUGAUGCAGGUGCAAAUUCAGAGGCAACUUUUCUUGAAGCAAAUAUGGGAAAUGGAAAUAUUAGUGACAUUUUUGCUUUUUUUUUUUUUUAAGAAAUGGAUGACUAUCUAGAAUACCUACAAUCAGAAAGUUCUAGUGAAAGCCCUUUAGUAAGUGAAUGUUACUGAAAGUUUACAAUAAUAUUUAGUUUGUUAAUUUUUUGUUAUAAUGUUAGUUAAGAUUUUACUCUUUGUAGCUAGUCAAAUGGUACCACUUGAAGGAGUGUUGUGAAAUUUUCUGCAAAAAUCACUGGUGCUCCCAGGCUUUUUCCUCUCCCGACCCCAGAACAAUAUUGCUUCUUCUGGGGUGGAGAGGGGAGAGACCUUGCAAACGAAAUUAACUCCUAUCAGUUUAUAUUCUGGUUAGUUACUCUUUCUACAUAACAUUCUUUAAUAAGUAACAUAGUGGGGGGGCAUUGCAUUUGCUUGUAAUAGUUAUUGCAACAAUCUCCCAUACUUACUUUCCAUUCUGGCAUCUGAAAACCAGCCGUGUUUGUAGGACAGCAAACCUGCUAUCUGUACUGGUGAAUGGUCACAAAGUAGUGCAGAGCAUGUAGAAAUUUGCAUUCUUGUCCUUGUAGAAAGACUCCAAAUAUGAAGUUAUUACCCCAAGAAUUGACUCAGUGCUUGAAAAAUUCCGACAGCGUGGGCCCAUCUCAUCAGAAACAGACACAGGAGAAGAAAGAAGAAUGGAAGAGUCAACAAUGGUAUUGAUAGUAUAUACUAAUUAAAAACAAACUCCUAGCUUUGUUGCUCUAGCAGAAAGAACCUCAGUCUUUGUGGCAUAGCUUUAAUUUAGAGGAACAAUUUUCUGUGGAUCUAAGAGAGUCUUGGUAACAAAGGUUUCAAACUUUUAUACACUCUCUCCCUGAAUAAUGAGAACAUGUGGAAUAUGGACAAUUGGAUACAAUGUCUCCUCAGUUUGGUAUGAUUUAGCUGGAAGUUAGGUUUGAUUUCCGCCGCUCUCUCGGUCCUCCCCAUCUGUUCCGAGGAGGAGCGCAGUGCAGGCUCAUUUCCCGAACAGGGGCUGGUAAUCGAGCCUAGCUGGAAGUUCUACUUUAAAUUAUUGUUUUUAAUUAAGGGGAUGUAGGUAAUCUAUGAUAAUUUGAUCGUCAGUCAUUUGUCGCUACUAUUUCACUUCUGUAGAAGCAACCCUCUGCUAGAGUAAGCCUGUCAGCUGAUCAUGAAGUUCGUUUAGAGACCCUUGAACAUCAGCUGAUGCGACUGAUUCAUAACACUGUAAGUUGGGUGUGGCUCAUGUUUUCUAAGCCUGAAUUCAAAUUCCACUGUGAUAGCAACCUUUGAUUAUAGACCUGGACAAGUUAGGGAAAAUCCGUCAACACCACCUUGGAAAGAGCUCCUUAAUAUUAGUAAAACUCUUUUUAAAAUAGCUUCAGAAUAUCACAAUUAUUAAGGACAUCAGAGAUUUCAGGGGUUUUGUUUCAAGCACUAGAUCUUCGUAAGAGUGUAUUUAGAACCUUUUCUGACUAAGACCUAUCCCUCCAAUGUUAGCUUCCUAAUUCUCUGUUUGUGGUGAUUCAUGCUUUUGGCACCGGAGAGGCUACGUGGCAUUGUACUGUGUUUUGUGUUCUGAACUUGAAUCUCAUCUUUGCAUACCCAGGCAUAGCUCGUAUAUGGAUUCAUAGGAUUUUAUGAGCAAAAGAUUGAAAGAGGAACGGACCUAGGUGAAGGUGAUCAAGACGAACAGCUGCCCUGGGUCUUCGAUGAUNUGAUGCGACUGAUUCAUAACACUGUAAGUUGGGUGUGGCUCAUGUUUUCUAAGCCUGAAUUCAAAUUCCACUGUGAUAGCAACCUUUGAUUAUAGACCUGGACAAGUUAGGGAAAAUCCGUCAACACCACCUUGGAAAGAGCUCCUUAAUAUUAGUAAAACUCUUUUUAAAAUAGCUUCAGAAUAUCACAAUUAUUAAGGACAUCAGAGAUUUCAGGGGUUUUGUUUCAAGCACUAGAUCUUCGUAAGAGUGUAUUUAGAACCUUUUCUGACUAAGACCUAUCCCUCCAAUGUUAGCUUCCUAAUUCUCUGUUUGUGGUGAUUCAUGCUUUUGGCACCGGAGAGGCUACGUGGCAUUGUACUGUGUUUUGUGUUCUGAACUUGAAUCUCAUCUUUGCAUACCCAGGCAUAGCUCGUAUAUGGAUUCAUAGGAUUUUAUGAGCAAAAGAUUGAAAGAGGAACGGACCUAGGUGAAGGUGAUCAAGACGAACAGCUGCCCUGGGUCUUCGAUGAUAGCAGGAAUCCUAGGCUUUUGAUAAAAACAAAAUAAUGUUAUUUCGACAUUGACAGUUCACGAAGGGGGAUACAGAUAGAUUUAUUGCAACAAAUGACCAAACAUCUGUUCCAUUUUAGGAAAGGACACAAGUUUCAAGUCAUAAUCUCAAAAAGACACCUAGGAAGGGUAGGUCGCAAAAUGGUCGUUUCGAUACGAAUUCAAGCAGUGAAAUAGUUUUCGCGUGAACAAGAAACACAUUUUGCGUGAAUAUUCUUCGUUCGUUAAGCCAAGGACGUGAAACUAUUUCGUUGUAAACUUGUACCGAAACGACCGUUUGUUUCGAAACAACCGGUAACCGGUAGGUCUGGUUUCGUUAGUAAAAUAAAUUGACUUUUGGUUGGCGUUUCAUGAUACUAAAUUCGCUACGGUGUAAAGUAGAAUUUUUCUUUGUUGUUUUGUAUUUACGCAGGGUAAAUGAGAUGUGCAAACAACACAACCCUUCUGCGAAGAAAGUAAAAAAAUCUUUGAAUUGCAACCCCAGUCGUAUCUUUCAUGAAAGCCUCCUUAGAAGUACUUUUCUAGGGUUUGCCUAAGACCCGAAAUCUGGAAACCCCACGCUGAACGCCGAAUGACUCUGAAGUUUUGUGAUUAGCGUUAGGAAACUGAGUGAAUCAGGUUCCAUUUAGAUUAUUAUACCGGACAAACCGACCUGAAACUUGAUUCACUCAGUUUCCUAACCCUUAUCACUAAACUUCAAACUCAUUCGGCGUUCGGUGUGCGGUUUCCUUUUUCUAGAAAUACGUCGCUCGCAAACCCUCGGAAACUGCGUGUGGCACUCACCUAUGAUAAACUUGAACCUGAAGAUGAAAAGGUAGCCUGCGUCGGAGGAAAGGAAAUAGAAAAAAAUUGGAAUCCUUUCCGAAAAGCCCGAUUUUCAAAUCCUACAGUAGCUGGUUGGCUCUUAAUCCAACAGUUUUCCGAGUAUGAAGAUGAUUCUUUGUUAACUUUUUUUAUUAGAAAACAGCAACUCAGAUGAUUCUGAAUCAAAUGAACAACAUGAUAAAGGCGUAAAACGGGUUCAACGAUCACCUCAAACUAAGCGAAAGCAGCGGGCUCCAGUGUCAAGGAAAGGACAAGCCAAAAUNUGUAAAGUAGAAUUUUUCUUUGUUGUUUUGUAUUUACGCAGGGUAAAUGAGAUGUGCAAACAACACAACCCUUCUGCGAAGAAAGUAAAAAAAUCUUUGAAUUGCAACCCCAGUCGUAUCUUUCAUGAAAGCCUCCUUAGAAGUACUUUUCUAGGGUUUGCCUAAGACCCGAAAUCUGGAAACCCCACGCUGAACGCCGAAUGACUCUGAAGUUUUGUGAUUAGCGUUAGGAAACUGAGUGAAUCAGGUUCCAUUUAGAUUAUUAUACCGGACAAACCGACCUGAAACUUGAUUCACUCAGUUUCCUAACCCUUAUCACUAAACUUCAAACUCAUUCGGCGUUCGGUGUGCGGUUUCCUUUUUCUAGAAAUACGUCGCUCGCAAACCCUCGGAAACUGCGUGUGGCACUCACCUAUGAUAAACUUGAACCUGAAGAUGAAAAGGUAGCCUGCGUCGGAGGAAAGGAAAUAGAAAAAAAUUGGAAUCCUUUCCGAAAAGCCCGAUUUUCAAAUCCUACAGUAGCUGGUUGGCUCUUAAUCCAACAGUUUUCCGAGUAUGAAGAUGAUUCUUUGUUAACUUUUUUUAUUAGAAAACAGCAACUCAGAUGAUUCUGAAUCAAAUGAACAACAUGAUAAAGGCGUAAAACGGGUUCAACGAUCACCUCAAACUAAGCGAAAGCAGCGGGCUCCAGUGUCAAGGAAAGGACAAGCCAAAAUUCGCAGCAAGCCAUCAGUCGCUUUUGAAUCAACAAGCUCUACAUCACCGACAGAUGAACAAACCCGGAAACUUGCAGUCAAAGGAAAAUCUGUGAGAGUCAGAGACCCUAAAGAUGAUGAGACAUUUCUGGUCAGUGUUUCGGGGGGGAGGGUACUCCCAUAAAUUUUGGAUAGGUGUGUGCCGCCCAUAGCCCUCAACGAACCCAGUCCCUAUAGGUAGGAGAAGUCGUCACGUCACGUUGUGUUAGCCAUAUUUCUCGAUCUCAACAAACCGUGGACUCAUACUUUUCUUCCGUCGUUCGACAAUGCAAAUGACCGUCACUAUCAAGAAAGAUUGUUGAGGUCCAGAAAUAUUGCUACCAUGGUAACGUAACGUUACACUCCUAUUUAAGGAUGAGACAAACGAAAAUUUAUACCCUAUAAACCCGAAACUGGCACCCUAGGGAAAAACAAAAACUAAUUUAAACCUUCAUUAAAUCACUUUCCUAAUACUCUAAGUUAAAGUUCAGUUUUAACAGAUGAUUUGUUUCUCGUGUAGCUGGACACUUACGCACUUGAAUUUAAGCUUACACCGUGAAUUUAGGUACUCUAUCUAAGGAUCAUAAGGAGAACACAAUGCCAUGAUACCCUAAUUUAGGAUCGAGACCCUCAUACUUAUCUAGUCCAAAUUUUACUGAUCUCCGUGCACAAAUUGAGAAACUGAUUCAUAAGUUGAUGUGCUUUUGGAAUAUUUGUGUGCUUACAGUUUCUUCGUUUUCUUUCGAACGUCUUUCAGUCUCCUUUGUGACACAACCUAUUCUUUCUCUUCAGAGUACUGUUCAGUCUCCAAUCUCGUUAAUAUGCCGACACUUAAUCAAACCAGUCUUGCAACAAAUCAGGCUGUUGCAAGUUGGGUGAAUAACGACUUCUGAUAGGCUAAAAUUACGCGGGAGUCAUAAAUAUACUCAAGAGUGACUCACUUCUAACAGGUUUGCCUUGGGCUGGUAAAUCGUGCAACUUGUACUGAUUUCCUGCGAGAUGGAGAACCGCUCUCUACUUUCUGCAACAAGUUUUCGCAACCUCAAUGAUUUUAUGAAUACAUUAUAAAUUUUCUUCCCUGUCUUCUUUAUUUUUAGUCGCUGAUCCAAGAAUUAGAUUCCGAGCGUGAAAGGCGGUGGAAAGCUGAGCAAGCUGCAAGGAAAAUGGUAGAUGCAGUGAAAGAGUUACAGUUAAGAGGUUCGUUUGUGGAACAAGGGUGGCGCAGUGGUGAAUGAGAGCACUCGCCUCCCACCAGUAUGGCCUGGGUUGAGUUUAUUAUUUAUUCUCUUCCUUGCUCCGAGAGGUUUUUCUGCGGGUACUCCGGUUUUCCCCUCUCCUUAAAAACCAACACUUCCAAAUUCCAAUAGGCCAUUUUACAGUUAUGGAUGGAAGCGAGGUUGAGGGUGACCUUGUUUUGAUACAAACCUUCUUCGCUUUGUUAUGGAAAUUGUUCUUGAAAAAUACAAGUAAGCAUAAGAAUAACUUGAUUUACAUAAUAAAGCAAGAAGGUUAGUAUCAAAACAAGGUCACCCUCAGCCUCGGUUCCAUCCAUAACUGUAAAAUGGCCUAUUCGAUCUAGAACGCACGGACACGUUUCAACGAGUUCUUAUGAAUUCCUAAGUGCAAUUUCAAUUGACCACUCCAGAAAAUACCAUAACAUACCAUAAUACUCUUCGUUGGUCACUCCAAAAUUUUGCAUAAGCAUUGUUUUCAGUUUCUCUUGGGGCCAUUUUAACUUCCAAGAGAAACUGAAGACAAUGCUUAUGCAAAAUUUUGGAGUGACCAACAAAGAGUACUGUGGUAUGUUAUGGUAUUUUCUGGAGUGGUUAAUUAUGUUCUCGUACCCCUUUGUAAAAUUGGUAGUGAAAAUGUUACAGAAUUCUCUGCACGUGAUCUCCAUGCUGUGUGAUUAGCUAUGAAAUCUGGCGCCACUGCUUUUAACCACUCAGAAAUAAAACUGAACCCAGUCCUGACUUGCUUGAACGGAUUUUCCCGCCCUUUAGGUCGUUGUGAUGUAUUUGCUUCAAAAUUGUGAUCGGUUCCUUAAAUUAUCUGCACCUCUUUUGAUUGGCCAAAUGAAUUCAUUGUACACUGUCUUUUCAUUGACAUUCUUUCGUUGUUUUCAUACUUUGUAGCGGGUCGUUCUUCCUCCACGCCCAAUUUUUUAUGUUUUUACAGUGGAACCUCGAUAUUUGCUUGAAGACAUGUUGCUUCAGCAGCCAUAUUGCUUGCUAAAGCAAGUGGGGUCAUACGGUAAAAUAUGUGAAAAAGAACCUAGAUAUAUCGAAACCUCGCUAUAGCGAACAUAUUUUGCCAGUCCCUUAGCCCUUCGUUAUAUCGAGGUUCCACAGUAUUCAGAUUUUUACCCGGGUGGUUUGUGUAAAUGGCAAGUACUCCUGAUAACUCACGCGUUUUUGGAUUUUGCAAACAGAGGCCGAGGAAAAGAAACUGCGAGAAGCUUCACUGGCGGCCAGCAGUCGGUUAAAACGUGCUCUGCUUAAAGAAAAGGAAGCCAAAGAUUCUCUACAGAAAGCUCUAAAUGAAAUACAGGCAAGAGGAAUAUGUUUGGUUCAUGUAUCACUGAAAAUUAAAACGAUCUGUUUCAGCCCUAAAGUGCCAGUUCAGCCCUGCCGGCCAAAGUCUGAUUCGGGCCCUCCUGGAGCCAUUUGAGCACAAUUUAGGCCAAAACAGCUCAAUCAAAAGGCUAUUCCAGCCCACGCCGGUGCCCAUUUCAGCCUUUGGCUCCAAAUCAGCCCUAGUUUAUUGACCAUGAUCAAGGGAGCCAAAUUAGACUCAAAAAUAGGACUGUGUUUUAGUCACCGAAACGGCCUCAUUGCAGCUCUCCUAACGCUAAAAGCCAAUUGGUUUGAUAGCCUAACCGUGAAACAAUGGGAAAUAACGAUAAACAGUGAUGUGUUACUGUUUUCUGCGACCAAUGAGGAAACGCCUUUCGAGCAGCUCCUACAUUACUGCAUUUUUAAUGCUAAAACAGAUCUUUCUGCUUUACAGUGUAUUUUUAAUGCGGUUAUCUGUUACAUGCAUUUACUUCUUGAAAGCCUUCUCUGUUUCUAUUUUUUAAAUAAGGGAGGGUAGGCGUCUUAAAUUUACCAGAAACAUUUUCCAUGUGCUGAAGAGAAUCCCGUCAAAGGAAGUUGAAAACCACUAGAGAUAGCUUAGAAAACAGCAUUUCAUUCCUUUGUAGGGACAAAAUAUUGAGCUUAAUGAAGAGGUAAAACGACUCAAAGAUAGUGAAGAAGAUCAACAGAGAGCUUUGCGAGCAUUAGAGCAGGCUACAACGAAGAUGGAGACCGAAAAGAUUAAACAACACGCCGAGGCGGUUAGUAUUUAUCCAAUCCUUUUUUGGUAAGAUAUAGUGGACAAUUUUUAGCAACAGUUAUAGAAAUUCAGGGUGCGCCAAGGAAAACAUGUUUAAGAAUGCGCGGACAUUUCAUGCCCCCUUCUUUUACAGAUUUAAGGUGAUGUUACGCUAGACGAUUCGCAAGGACAAUUUUUAGCGCAACACAGCGUUGCAACAUUGUUGCGACAUUGUAUCGAAUGUUUACAACACUGUUCCAACAUUACAGCUCUGUGUUGUGCUAAAAUCGUCGUUGCGAAUGGUCCCGUGUAACAUCACCUUAAAGAUCUUGCUCGUUGGUUAACACAAGGGCCUUGAGAUUUUUCAGCCAAUCGCCAAGCGGUGAAAUAAAACCAACCAUGAACCAAUCACGUGAGUCAAAUCACGUGUUUUUCGUCGAGUGCAAGCAAGUCACGACUCACUAUUGAUUUUAGUUUGAUUAUGAUUGGUUUAACUCAGCCAAUCGCGAAGCGUAGUAUUCCAAAGCCAUACUUAUCCACGUGAUUGAUUUCCACGACUGUGUUGUUGCAGGUUUCCCAGUUACAACGUGAACAGAUGAAAGUUGGAGCCUUAACAAAAGAGACAGAGUUGUUAAAACACUCAGUUAAGCAGCUGAAGGGCCAAGUUCAUCAGCUACAAGAGCUGCUUGCAAACAGAGAACAGGAACACAGGUAAAUGUACUUUGAACAAUCUCAUCAUUCUAAAGAUCUACAAAAAUCGGCCGAAAGUUAGCGCUCUUAAACAUUAGCUUUUGAGUCGUCCUAACUUUCAGUGACCGACUGUCUUCAACAACGCCAUCAUCCGUUAUAGCGUAGUCCACAAGGACCCUGAGUGCUCAGGUGUCUCCUGAAAGGAGGUUAAACCUUGGUGUCGGGAAUCAGUAAACUGUUCCUCGGCCCUGAACAGAGGUCUCCCUUCAAUAGAGGUAAGAUUAUGGGUGCUUUCCAUUAUGCCAAAAUUUUCGGAAAUUUCGGUCGAGAAACAAAUGGAACGUGGAAAUUUUCCGUUCAAAGUGGUCCACCUUCAGAGGUGGUCCUCUUUGACCGGUCGGUUCGCUUUGUCCGAAACUUGCCGUUCCAUUUCCAAAAAUUCUCGUUCCCAGCCCUACUUUGCUAGGCAGUAGUCAAAAUUUCGGUCGAAAUGUAAAUGGAUCGCUUGAUUCGAUUGGAAACUUUCUUUCAACUGAAAAAUGUCGUUCCAUUUUCUCUAGAUAAUUCCUCUGGUUUCUAACUGGUUUGUUUGGCAAAUGGAAAGCACCCUAUAUGAACAUUUUUCCUGAUCCAAUUUGGUGUCCCUUGAAUGGACUUGUCCCUUGACUAGAGGUCCACUCUCUCUCCCUCCCCUCCCCUUCCUGUUUAUUCAUAUCAGAACCUGUUGUUUGACCCAAAACCAAAACAGUUACUUUGGUAGCCUCCCACACAGACGUUCUUAGGCGUUCGUCAUCAUUCCCCCCCGAACGCCUAAAAACGGCUGCGUGGGAGCUAUUACUUUGGUCAGUUGUAAUAGAAUCAGUCCAUUAAAUAAAGCAAUGAGAUUUUGAGUCAUAAAAUGAAAUCGGCCUCGAGUGUUGGUACCCAACAGUAUGAAAUACCGUACAGUACAGUCUGCCCCAAAUAACCAUACGGGCUAAAGAGAAAGGGCAGCCAUACUUAGGCGAUUCCCAUACUUAAGGAUAUAGGUUUACUUCUGAUUGGUUUAGAAGUGUUGCAAGUGAUUUUUCAGCCAAUCACGGAGAACAGAACAUGCACAAAUUAUUCUUAACACAUGACUGAAAGCGUCUCUAAUUGCGCAAUGCGAAAUAUUCUGAAUAAUGCGUAUAGACUACCUUUUCUUUCUCACUUGCUUCGUCCCUUUCAGAAAAGCUGUAGAAGGACUGGUACGAGUUGACAGUCAGGAGGUACAAGUCAUUGUGGAUCGGGAGGUCGCUAAGAAAGAGACUCUCCAUCAGCAAUUCAUUAAAGAAUAUCAAGACAAGUAAGAAACCAGUUAAACCGGUUUUGAUGUUGCAAAGUAAAUUAUGAUGGUAACGUGGUGCGAUCAUGUCUUUGUGAAGUGCUUGUGCUGUUUCUGAAAAGACAAAAUAUUUGUAAUCUAUUAAGGUCAGACUGAAUGCUCUAGCAUUUCAACUACAUGACGUUGGUGCCCAGUUUAACAGUGCUUCUGAAUGGCUGGCCUCGAGAGAUUUUUCCCACUUGUUUGUUCUUCGUGUAGCUUCCCACGCAGGGCUCUGUCACGCGUUCCUUCCCAACGAAAGUUUGUGUAAUAGGGAAGGAAUACAAGUCCAGCGCCCUAACUGCUCGGCCACGCUGCUUCCGCGUGCGGCUGGCAAUUCACAUGUCUGUUAUAUACUAAAAAAAGCAAUCACCUUAUUUACGUCGGUGUCAAUUAAAGUACAAGAAGUUUAAACUUUUAAAUGAUCUACAUUUUCGUAGGUUAAAUAAGCGUGACCUGGAAUAUGCUGCACUCGAAGAUGAGUUUAGGAUGGGUCUUCAGAUCGAAGCCAAUCGCUUUAGAGAGGUGGGUCACGACUUUGAAAAGCAUUUUUAUCAGUUCAUGAAAAAUCUGAAGUAUUGUUUUUUCCGUCAAUUCAUAAUCUUAAAGCCAAUGAAUGGGCCAAUCAAAAUUUAGCUAGCACAAACGAAAUCAAAUCAGUGUGUUUUUCGUUUGUGGCAACGUAAUUCAUAUGUUGCUCCAAGAUCUUAAAUAGCUGCAGUGUAGUUUUAGGCUAUGAUAAGAAAGUGCCAUCUGAUCGUCAAUCAACUUUCUAAGUGCGUUUUUUAAUACUUCAUUUCAGUUCUAUUCCUACCUUGCAAAAUAUGAAUACUUUACUUACAGAUCACCCAUGAUGCACCUUGUUUACCCCCCGAAAUUUUGCAUAAGCAUUGUUUACAAUUUUUCUUGGAACGGCUGUAAUACCCAGGGGAAAUGAAAACAAAGGUUAUGCAAAAUUUGGGGGGAAGGGGGCAAAUAAGGUGCAUUAUAGGAGAUGUGCAAGUGACGUAUAGGCCAGUUCCGCAUUCCAAAAAUUCUCACUUUCAAAACGAGGCUAAGUGCAAAAACUUUCUUGUGAAGACGAGUUUUAUUUGCAUGAGAAUAAAAAAUCAUUUUCUCAUAAUUGGCUGCGCACUUAGGUUAUGUUCACACGGUACCGGAUGGCUUUUCAUGCCGACAUAGAUGCUAUCUGUUAUAGUGUGAACGCUUAUCCAAUAUGUGACUCUCCACUUCUGAGAUCGGCGCGGCUCAGCUUCGCACCAAAAUCACCGUUCUUACGUGUGAACAGAAGCCCUAUCCUGUAUGAUUUUCGUGCCGGCGCAAGAGCUAUCCAGCGUAGUGUGAAUGACUUAACCUCGCUUUAAAAAGAGGCUUGGCGCAACUCGGAUAUGGCCUAUGGUUUAAAGCCUACACGUUUCUUUUUUCUUACUAAACAGUUACAAGACGCUUUUCAGCGAGUAAGUGAUGAAAGCGCUCAACAAAAAGAAGCUCUACAUGUUCUUAAACAAAAGGAAAGCAAAGCCACAAACAUGGUCACUGAGCUGACGGCGGUAAGGUUUCUUGAAUACUAGUUAAGUCUUGGGGAGCCAGAGAUCACUUUUCCAGGCCGACAGAGGCUCUUAUUCGUGAACCAAAGCUUAAGAGAUGAUGAAAACUGACAAAUAAACAAUAACCCUCAUGCAUGUUUACGUCAUACGAGCAAGUUUCAUCCCCAAGCCUCGUUUUCAAAUUGUAAAGCUGCGGAGUUUUGCAUAAAUGAAUUCCUAAGGCAAUACUUUAGAGCUGAAUAGAGUACCAACGCAAAGAGAGCGCAAGUGCGAAGAAUUUUGCUUACAAACGAGGCCUGGCUGGGAUGUUACUAAAACGAGGAACGGGGAGCGGGGAACCGGAAAAUGAAAAAUGGGAACAAAGCCUAACUUGAACCCUAGCCCUAUCAGUAAAUUCUCUCCAAUUCUUUGUUUUGUUCCCAUUCUCCCGUUCCCCGUUUUAGUAACAUCCGGCCUGGUGGUGAAAUUUGCUCAUAUGACGUAAUCAUGCAUAAGGGCCAUUCAAAAGAAGAACGCACGUGGAACAAUAGUAAAUCCGCCCUGAGUAAAAGGUUAAAAGCCGAGCGCGUUCCGUUUCUCCCCUUGCCGGCCAUUCCACCCGCCACCUCUAAAGGGGCCCCGGCGGGAGAUAGGAUGAAGUGAAUAAAUUUGUUCGUUUUUUCUCUUCCUCACUCCUUGCACGCUUCCUUCUCCCCUUUAUGUCCCAGUCUUUGAGCGUUUUUUUAAAUUUCUACGGUCUUAAAAAUGGAAUAUAAGAGAGCUCCGAUAAAUGAAGAGAACAAGUAACAGGCAUUCUAGGCAAGAGAAGGAAAGAACUCUUAAGAUGUACGCCAACAAAAGUUAAUAAAUUUAAAGUUUUAUCAUGUGAUGAGGGUUUGUCUUUUCGCUUUUAGCGGGCACUAUAUCUAUAAAAAGUGAAGAUAAGUUACUAAGUACUGCAGGAUGUUCUUUGAUGUCAUGAUAGCACAUGGUCCUUGUGAACUCCCUCGAGAUAGUAUUUUGGUAUAAAAAAGAUCACUUAUUUCAAGGUUUGCAUACUGCUGCAAAAAUUACGAUUUUUCCUGUGUUUGACUCCCCUUACUUCUGUUUGUAUGUUUUCUUGGAUUUAGAUGGUGAAGGAACAGCGCGGAAGACUUACAGAGCUUUCAAGAGGAAGACAGGAAAUAGUCGGUGAUUACAAAGUAUGUUUAAAUUGAAACAAGUUACUACAUAAGUCAAUAUUACUUCAGGAUAUCGUUUUUAAAACGAUCGUAGCCUGCAGUGAUAUGGACCAACCCGAGAAGCAAUCCUCAAGUACAUGGGCAAUCCAACCCUGGCACUUGAGUUGCCUAUCUAGCUGCAUAGCUGAGCAUCAUCGUCUCAUAGUAGUCUUAAUUUUUUGAGGAAUUGCCACGCCAUUAACAUAAUGGAAGUGAGGAAUGAGUCACUUCUGCUCAGGGGUAAUCUAAUUCCCAGGGGCAAUCACAAUAUCUGCGGGAUUAGUCUAUCUUCAGGUACCGUAUUUCCUCGAAUAAUCCCACCCCCCACCCCUCUCGCCAUCUUCUCUUUCGUUUAUCCCCUCCAUGUCAAGUUGAAAUAGAAUCUGAUCUACACGGCCGGCUAUUAUUCGAGGAAACACGGUACUAUCGAGAGAUAAUUUCAUGCAUCUCGGGGGUAUUAUAACAUUCGAGGGUUGAUUAUUUCAUCCCAGGCGUAAUGUUAUGAUCGAAAGAGUAAUCACUACUGCCCAGAAGUAGUCCUAUUCGUCCAGCAGUGGCGCACGCUUUAUCAUCUCUUUUUUAAUGCUUACCUUUCUUGCAGGAAAGAAUUCAAAACUUAGAGAAGCAGUUGAGCGAAGCUAACAAACAUCUAUCAAGACUGGAAGUACUAGAACAGGUUAGCGUAAUCUUAAAUGCAAACUCAGAAUUCUACACUGUAGUUCGAUUGCAACAAAACGCUUUAAGAUAUAAAAAUAGAAGGAAAAAAAAUGUGGAAUUAUACUUGAUAAGGGAGAGAUGAGUAGUGGUCAAAGGAGCAAAUGUUGUCGAUGUGGCCACUCCUCAAAGUUUGUUGUUGUUGUUGUUGUUUAACUGCUGAAGUGCUGUUCCAUAUAAAUUGUAGGAUAAAUCUAAGUUGUCAGCCCAGAUACGUGCUCAAGGAUCAGUGAUUGAAGGUUUGAGAUCGGAGAGAAAGCUAUGGAGCGAAGAGCUUGCACAACAAGGUAUAAAAAUAUCAACUUAGAAAAGAAGAAGAAUUGCAAUAAGUGGUUUCCUUUGUGUGGGCUUUUGAAUUAUUUCGGAAAGCAGAACUUUCGUACAGGGUUCGCACGCCCCUCGAAAGUCCUUGAAUUUCGGUGCUAACUUUAUCCAACCCAGCAAACACAGAAAGACCUUUUAAUAAUAAUAUUGCUCCUGUUGUGGAAGAAGAAAAAAAGACGUAGACUCAAGACUCGUUUUUGCACUGAAUGGCAUCCUUGAAAAAUGGGAAAUGUGUCCUUGAAAAGUCCUUGAAUUUGUUGUUCAAAAAAGGGUAGGAACCCUGUCUUUAAGAAUUGUUAAAGAGUACGUAGUUUGUUCCUGUGGAGUUGUUUAUAAAGGCUUACAUAAGCAAUUUUCGUCCAAUGUUAACAGGGGCCUCACUUGCUCAGGAUCGCGGAAGAAUGGAGGCGCGCAUUGAAGCACUUACUGCUGAGGUCAGCGGACUCAAAAAAGAGUGCCAGGUGAAUUCUUUAACGGCGUACGUAAUUGGCCAUUUCGGAGUUCGUAAAUCUCUCGCUUUUAGAACGAGGCUAAGUUCAAAACCUUUCUUGAGACAAUGAGUUUAUUUGCAUGCGAAUAAAAAUUUCAUCUACAUCUUAAUGACUUCGCACCGAGCCUCGCUUGGAAACUGAGGGUUUGGGCAAAUCGGAAAUGGCCUAUUACGUUGGGGCACGCUUUUAUCUUUUUUUCGUUCCUAUACGAGCACUGAAACUCAAGCUAGGUUUAUAAAGGUGCCCCAGAGACGUAAUUUGUUACUACUCCCCCUGGACCGGUAGUCCAUCGCACAGUUAUUCCAGCACUACUAAACUGCUCGGAUAACUUUGCGAUUACAGCUGGGCAGGUGGGGGAGGGGGUCUGCUUAGGGGGUUACUUGUACUCCCAGGUGCUUCCUGCUACUGAAACUGGAAUAAUCUCCGGGUUUGCAUGCCUCAUGUCUUGCCUUGCAUGAGCUAAUAAGUAGAAGAUUGGAUUACAGACGAAACAGAUACGCAGACUGCUUCUGAACAAAUCGAAUCAUUUCUUAUUUUCUAGGUACAUUGAGCAAUCCAAAUAUAGUUCCUCGUUCCUCAUGUUUUUCAGUCUCAGAAUAAAGGAAAAAUUCUACCUCUGAGUAAGCAUUCAUAAUUUACCUAGAGGGUGGGCUAUGAUGAUUUUGAGAGGGGGUCACUCUUUUUCCCUACUAUGAUUUAGGGGGGGGGGCUAUGAUAUUUUCCUUUGAUAAAUCAACAUCUCUUGAGGGGGGCAGAAAAAAAACCCUUAGAUGAUCAGGGGGGGGCUUCAAAAAAAUGAAAGGAAAAAAUAAGGAAAUCAUCAUAGCCCACCCUCUAGAUAAAUGAAUGCUCCCUAAAAGCCGUCACUUUUAAAAAGGAAAUAUGACAAGGUCUCCAAAAUUCUUAUCUAUGCAAUCGCCGGCUUGGAGACGGCUUAGAAGUGACGUUUCCAAUUCAGCUUAUAGCUUUAAAGUGAAGAUAACACCUUUCUGUAAAAGGUCUCUUUUACAUUGAACCUUAGCGGCAAUGACUGAUCACAACAGAACUAAACUGCUUUUGCUGUUAAAAGUUAAGUUUUGUAAAAUUGUAAUAUGGUUUUGAUCAUUAUUUAUUUCAGAGUGCUAAUGAAACGGUAGCCAUCAAGACCAAAGUAAUAGAGGACCAAACAGACUCCAUUAAAAAACUCAAACAGGUUAGACUAUGAGCAUAAUAUCCCCGACGGUAUUCCAAGGCUAACUGAAUUUAGUGAAAUCCAACUAGUGGUCUAGUGGGCCGGCUUUGAAAACCGAUACAAUGGCGGCUAAAUCGUGUUUUGAUAGCUACGUUGUUUUCUUUCGAUAUUUUUGACCAACCAGUUGGAUUUCACUAAAACAAUUAUUCCUCUCGCCCUUAUGGCUUCUUAGUCAAUAGCCCAUUCUGGCUCGAAGAAUAAUUGUUAAAUAUUGGGCGUGGUAUGUUAACUAUGCUGUAUUCGGAAAUUCGGUUCAUUGCACUGUACUCUUUCGCAUCGUUGUCCGUAGCAGAAGUUGAAAAGUGGGAGGACAAAAAACUCGGUUGGUUGUGGUUCGUGUUUAUGCGCAACCGUGAAUGGAGUCAGUAGGGGACUUUUCCUGCUCCGCGCUAGACUGUUCACAGUCCCUUGAUUUUCCGUAAGAUCACCCGACGUCCCCGGUCCCUGACGCCCGUCCCCUUGGUACAUAUGAAACCAAGAUGGCCGCCCGUACCCGAGAGCGCUCGAUCCUAACGAUCUUACGACAAAAUAGGGGACGGUGAACAGUCCCGCUCCGCGCUCUUUCCGCACGCCUCGCUGCGUUCAAUGACUACUGCCCUUCUACUGUUACUUCAUAUAAGUCUAAUAGAAUUUCUUUUACAAUGGAAAUACGGAUGGGAUGAGAUUGGGGAAACUAAGCCAACCCGACUGACCGGGCGUGUCUUUUUCUUGGCUUUUUAGUUCUUAUUUUUUUCACGCAAAUGAAAAGUACUAUAUCGAGAGAGUUGACCAAUCUGAUAAUAAAAGAGUAUACUAUAUUAAUAGUCCAGUUUCGAAUUAAAAGUUACCGCUGAAUAUAAACAUUAACGAGACAUUCAUACAGGGUUAGCCUCGACGUAAAGUAAAAUAUUCAGAAAUUCUGGCAAGUAAGUGUUUGAAAUUUGAAUAUACACAAUAGACAGAGUAAUAAACAGGUCUUUUUCUAGUUAGAAUUUGUGAAUAUAUUACUUCAGAUUGAGGCUAAGGCUGUAAAAAAUGCGUCUUCACUUCUUUAAUUCAGGGGUCAUAGCGAACUCGAAAAUGGACUAUUGAACGAAAGAAACAGGCUAACAUUAAUUAGAAUAAUAAAUCAUGUUGAUCUUAUUCAGAAACUCGCUGAUCAAGACUCAGAUUUGCGCCAGAAAGCAGAAGAUAGCAAAGAGCGGGAACGAAACCUCGAACAGCAGUUAUCUGCCGAGUCUGCUGCUAAUCAGGAACUGCAGGUCAGGUCCCUAAUACUUCUUAAACUGUUGUAAUACUCUUUAAGUAGAGAUCGGGGGUACGGUUGGGGGUACUUAACCGUGUUAAACGCUCAGGCAACGCCCCAUAGUUGAAACCAUUUACGCUUUUAUGCACCACUUCGGGAGAAGUAGUCCAUUUCACUUGCCGAGUAAUACCUUAAGGUACUUAGCCGAAUUAGCCUCUGUCAGGCCAUUGAGACACUGAGUUUCCGUCGCUUUAUUUUAGGAACAAGUGGACGCGCUUAUCGAUCGUAAAGAAUCGCUCAAACAGGAACUAAACAAAACACAGGAAGAACUACAAACAAGCAAAGAGAAUCACAGGUGUGUAAAGUGAAUCUUAUUCGAUGGCCAUGACUGGUUUGACAGGUCUCGUUUUUACUCGCUUGCCAAGAAGUGUAAAUGACUUUGAAGCUAAUCAUGUAGGCUUGCUGUCAUCAGUUUGAGGAGCAGGUUACCGCAUAGAGAAAAUAGAGGUCUUUAAGAGUUGCCAGUGGUCAGUCGUAUCUUUUCGUUGGUCGUAGUUUGCGCGUGUUUUUUAAGGAAAGGUGGGUGAAAACAGAGAGAAAGAUAGGGAGAGACACCACCUUUGCGCUCUUCGCGCGAGAAUCCACGACUGCGGUGCUGAGUACCUUCGGAUCAGCGAUUUAAGGUGUAUAAGAUACAAACUCACAGCCUUUUGAAGGUCAUACAAUUACGUAUAGACUGAACAAAGUAGUGUUAAUUAUCCCUCGUUGGCUAGGGAUCAACAAUUCUGAUUGUAGAGAACUAGAGGAACUAGAAUUAAAACCGUCCCUUAUUUUUCUUUCUCUGAGUUGAUAGGGCCCUAAAGCUUAAAUGGCAGGAAAAGAGUGAACUCAUCGGAAGGAUGGAAAAGGAAGUUGUUGAAAUGCGAAACAGCUUUAAAGAAAAAGAGAAAACACUAACUGAAGAGAGAGACAAAGCUAUUAAAGCAGCUGAGUACGUUUAGCAUUUUUUUGUUCGAUCAUAGUUAGUAGAGGAGACUGGUUACUGGUUCAAAGUUGAAAACAACUGUUGAGUAGUUUAUGUUGGAAGCUCCCUGAACGUGCACAAUCCUUUGUGUAUUUUUGUUGGCGAAUUGUUACUGAAUAAAUUAAUGCAAUGUUUCUAUUGGUUAGUAAGUUCAAAAUGAUAGGAAUGCUAUUUAGCGUUAUGCACGGUCAGUUCCAAAAAAGCUAACAAAAACAUAUAACAAAGGAGUCUAACGAGUUUCACAACCAUUCCACUUUAAUAACUAUGGUUAGAUUAAGCCAUGGAAUAUCAGGAAAAUGAUUGAAAAUAUAAAUACAGUAUACAAACCAAGAAAGUUCGGCUACCUCUAACCCUGGGAUGUGCCGCAAUCUCCACAUACAGAUUCUCCAGACUGAUAUCAAACAUUUCGCUAAAGAGUUACUUGAGAGAAUUUGCUAAAGGAUCUAAUCAUUCACUUUGUUGAUCAUUCUAUUAAUUCUCAAAACCUUUUCUCUUGAUGAUGUAUUGUUGUUGUUGGGAGAAAAUUUAUGUUGAUUGCUCUUUGGACGUAAACGGAGCAUAUGAUUUGUCGUGGUUACUAAUUAACUGAGUAACUGUGUGCGUAUUAGACUUUCGAAAAUAAAUGCCACAAAUUUGACGGCAGAGCCGGCCUCUCUGUUCGUUGCGCCGUACUUACGAGCCUCAAAAAGGGCGAAACAGCUGUCUACGGCUACGACCCCGCGCUGUUUUUGGUUCUUUCGGUGUUGUGUUGAUGUCUUGGAAAGUUAAUUUUCACCUAGUACGAUCAGCUUUGCAGAAUUCAGUGUCUACUCAAUAUAUUUUUGCUGGUCAGGUCUUUUAUAGGUGCUACGUUUUGCGGCAUAUUCGUUUGCUGUCCUUUUCAGUUUAAAUGUCAAUUACAAUCAAGAAGCCUGAAAAAAAGGGCUUCAACAGGGUUAUAAGGUAAAGGGUCCAAAUUUCAUCUCGAUUACGAUAGCUCUAAAUAGUCAUCAUCUGACUAACUGACCUGUGGUGCUCCCUUUUUCUCCCUCUCUCCAUCAGUGCUGCGUUUCAUGGGUGCUUGAAGCUUCUUUUGUAGCUUUAAAAAGCUACACGGAAAGGAAAGAAGUCGAAACAAAGAUUUGAGGUCACAACUGGGAAUCGAACCGCGCAUUAAGGCCGCCCACAAACCAACUGUUGCCGGGCUACCAGCAUGGUGCUUUAAAGUCUCCUUUUUCUCAUCCCCUUUGUCGUCUCUCCCCAGUCUCUCACGUUCUGGAUGGGAGGAGAAGAGUUGGGAGAACAGAGACCCUGGGAAUCAACCUCGUCCCCAGGGCUUUUCCCUUAGAAAAUGGGAGGGACCGUGGAAAAGCCCUGGGGACGAGGUUGCCCGGGAAUUUGAUGGUUUCUCAUUGUUUCAUAGAAAUAAUCUUCUGUUUUGCUUUUUUAGUUCCGCUGUAGAAAGAUUGAAAGCGUGUGAUGAUGCCUUCCGCAAACAGCUUGAACAGGAAAGACAGGCUCACGAACAACAAAUUCAAACACUAACCAGUGAAAAACAGCAGGAGAUAGACCAGGCCAACGCAAGGGUAAGAUAAAAAACUAAAACUGAACAUUCAUGAACCGGUCAAACUGAGGCAAGGGUGAAGUAAAACUGCGAAAAAAAUGGCGAUUAGUGAAGUGUAAAUAAUUUGGUGGAAGCGGCCGUGAGAAAAAAGCGAAGCGCUAAUGUUGGUGACAGCAGCGCACGGUUUCUCCUCGUCUGUCUCUAGAGAUCAUCCUUGAGGAUUUGUACCACUAAACCUAAGUCUGCUGCGAAGUUUUUCGUCAGUGGAUUGUUUGAGAUCAGUUUCUUGCCGUAGGAAGUUUCUUUGAUGUAUUUGUGGACCAUUAAAGGGAACAGUAAGUUCGCCAUUUUUUUCGUGAAAUUCUCCGAGAUUAGCAUUAAUCGUCCCUUAAGGAACAGAAUCUAAUAGUGGGAUAAAAUUUAUUUCGCGAUUAACGAUGUUUAAUUCUGGCCCCAGUUGUUCAAAAGGUGCUAUCCACUGAAUAAAUCUCUAUCCACUGGAUAACGCAAAUUGAUUCCGUAAUAUUUAUCCGCUGAAUAGCGAUUCAUCCAGUGGAGAAGCUCUCCAACGUUUGAACAACCGGGGCCUUGAUUAGGACUAAUCGGUUUUCCAGGAACCGGUGCCAGGUCUGUAACAAAGUCAUGAGUUGAAAGCCCCGUGUUAUGGCCUUUUCACUCGGUUGAUAAAAGAAAUUUUCGUGCUCUCAUUUUCCUAACAAUUCCUUUCAGGUUCUAGAAGUUGAGGACGAGAUGCGCAUUCUUUUGCAAGAGAAUGCGCUGACCAAGAAGACCUUAGAACAACGGCUCAAGAAACUUAAUUCGGCAUUUACAGAAAUACAACACGAUUUAGCUGGGAAAUGAGUGUCGCCACAAACCGUGUACCC